AUGGCUCAGCAAGACUGGAUCAAUGCAGAGCCCAUGCACCAAAAGGCGCCGCUUGAACUUGAGGAGCGCGAAGAGCUUGAAGCAAAAGAGGCCGCUCUGGAGCGUUGGCAGCUGGGCCUAGCAACCAAAUCCUCUUCUUUGUGCGAGCGGGAGUUGGCUCUUCAAGCGAAAGCUCGUCAGAUCGAGGCGAUGCAGACUGCCGUGGAAGCGGCCAGGCAGAAGCUUGAAGAGAGUCAUGUGACGAAGGAAGAGGUCGAACUUCAAAUGGCAGAGUUGGAAGCGAAGCUUGCAAGAAGGCUUAGUCCCGGUGAGAUUGAUCCAUCUUGCAAGGUGAUCUUCGAGAUGCGGGAGGAGCUUGAGUUCUGGCGGCAAGGAUUUGAAAGAUCGCGCAGCAUGCUCUCACAUUUCAACUGUGAUGCAGCCCAGUUCUUCGAAGAUGAGACGUUGAUCGCUCCAAUGCAGCGAUUGCUAGUGGCAACUGCCAGGUCCCACGAUCAAGACCAUCGAGGUCAGCCUAGCAGGUGCAGGCCCAUGUCCAACGCGAAAGUGCGGCAGGUGUUGCGUGUAGUGAACCCAAGAUUGUGGCACCAGUAUGCAGCAAGUGUGAGGCAGGUGUCAAUGCAAUGCGACGCCCGAGGGCCACCCAAGCAAACCAAGCUGUCAAGGGAGAUGAGCCUCUUGAGCAAGGAGGCCUUUCAGAUGCCCUGCGGAGGCAAUCGCAGCCUGGGAGCUGCCUAUUGGAUCCAACUGGAUGAGAAAGCCAACGAGGUGCUUUUGUUCCAUGGAACGCAGGCCCAGAAUGGGCAGCUCAUCGCAACCACAGGCUUCGACAAGAAGCGAAUCAGGAGCGGGCGGUAUGGAUCAGGUUUUUACUUUGCUUGUGAAGCUUGCAAGUCCUUCCAGUACUCUAUUCCAGACGACAGCAGCAGCCACCACUGUAUUGUUGUACGUGUGGCCCUGGGCAAAGCGCGCUUCACAACGACACCGCUGCAAGGCUUCAAGGAUGAGAUCCUCGGCAACAGCUCGCAUUCCGUCGUAGUCCUGCCUGGGUCGCAAGGAGGUCCUCCUGAUCAGUAUCAUCACGAGUUUGUUAUCUUCGAUGAGCGUCAAGCAUUUCCGGAGUUCAUUGUUUACUUCGAUGUUUGA
Messenger RNA from Symbiodinium natans, 1146 nucleotides. The record is from the annotation of a GenBank genome assembly. Lineage: Eukaryota; Dinophyceae; Suessiales; Symbiodiniaceae.